AUGUCGGACGACGAGGGGCCCCGGGGAAAAGGCGGCAAGCGCGGAAAAGGAGGCGGCAAAGGCGGAGGCGGCAAAGGUGGAGGAGGCAAAGGAGGAGGCGCGAAAGGAGGCAAAGCUGCCGAGAAGAGUGGUGGUGGCUUCAACGUGAGCCGCCUCCAGGUUAUGCCGAAGUUCCUCCAGGAAAUCCACGCAAAGUACAAGCCUUCCGAGGCCAAGCGUGGCCUGAACCACGCAGAGCUGCGAGAUAAGAGCUCGCCCCUCGGACGCAACGACGCGGACGAGUAUGACUUCGAGGAUGCGCAGAUCGUGGACAGCGACCUGACUGCCGAGGAGAUCCGCGUAUUUGCUCGAAAGCGCGGGGCGUCAAACACGGCUCCGGGCACGAAGGACGAGGCGAACCCAGAGGAGGAUGGGCCCGUCAAGUUCCAAAAGAAGGAAGGAAGAAGAACCACCGCUGCCGUGACCCGAAAGCUGGCAAAGAAGCUCGGAGCUGAAGCCGGCGAGGCUGGCGAGGCGAGCCGGGCCUUCUCGACGAAGAAGCAGCGCUUAAGCUUCGAUGCCGACGAGGGAGAGGAGGAGGACUGA
Molecule: messenger RNA, 585 nt
Organism: Symbiodinium natans
Lineage: Eukaryota; Dinophyceae; Suessiales; Symbiodiniaceae
Source: the annotation of a GenBank genome assembly